Molecule: messenger RNA, 3568 nt
Organism: Otolemur garnettii (small-eared galago)
Lineage: Eukaryota; Metazoa; Chordata; Mammalia; Primates; Galagidae
Gene: SEMA4B
Product: semaphorin 4B
Exons: 15
Coding region: 211-2598 (795 amino acids)
Biological process (GO): semaphorin-plexin signaling pathway; neural crest cell migration; negative regulation of axon extension involved in axon guidance
Molecular function (GO): chemorepellent activity; semaphorin receptor binding
Source: RefSeq, a predicted model, not a curated record
GUGUUCGCCGGAGACUCCGCUUCUCCAGGAACUGCUACGGGCCUGAGGACGCUUCGGGCAAGGGCCGCGCCGUGGGACCUGAGAGUGCGCGCAUCCGACUCUCUGCAGGUCGGGAGGCGGAGGCCUGGAGCUAGUGCGGGUGGGGCCGCCCCGCGAGUUUACUCGAGCAGCCGGAGCCGGAGGACGCCGCAGCGCGAGUCGGGAGCCAGGAUGGGCCGGGGGGCCUGGCCGCUGCUGCCGCUGCUACUGCUGCUUGUGCCACCGACCCGGGCUCUCGGCCCCCGUGUCAGCCUGCGGCUGGGAUCUGAAGAGCGUCCUGUCCUCAGAUUUGAAGUUCAACAUGUCUCCAACUACACAGCCCUCCUGCUGAGCAGGGAUGGUGGUACUCUAUAUGUGGGUGCCCGAGAGGCCCUCUUUGCACUCAGCAGCAACAAUAGCUUCCUGCCAAACGGAGAGUACCAGGAGUUGCAGUGGAGUGCAGAUGCAGAGAGGAAACAGCAGUGCAGCUUCAAGGGCAAGGACCCACAGCGUGACUGUCAAAACUAUGUCAAGAUCCUCCUGCCACUCAACAGCAGUCACCUGUUCACCUGCGGCACAGCAGCCUUCAGCCCCGUGUGCACCUACAUUAAUGUGGAGAAUUUCACUCUGGCAAAGGAUGAGGCAGGGAAUGUCCUCCUGGAAGAUGGCAAGGGUCGUUGUCCCUUUGAUCCCAAUUUCAAAUCCACAGCCCUAGUGGUUGAUGGCGAGCUCUACACUGGGACAGUCAGCAGCUUCCAGGGGAAUGACCCGGCCAUCUCUCGGAGCCAGAGCCUCCGGCCCACCAAGACUGAGAGCUCCCUCAACUGGCUACAAGACCCAGCCUUUGUGGCCUCAACCUACAUUCCCGAGAGCUUGGGCAGCUUGCAAGGUGACGAUGACAAGAUCUACUUCUUCUUCAGUGAGACUGGCCAGGAGUUUGAGUUCUUUGAGAGCACCAUUGUGUCCCGCAUUGCCCGCAUCUGCAAGGGCGACGAGGGUGGAGAGCGGGUACUACAGCAGCGCUGGACAUCCUUCCUCAAGGCCCAACUGCUAUGCUCCCGCCCCGAUGACGGCUUCCCGUUCAAUGUGCUGCAGGACGUCUUCACACUCAGCCCUAGCCCCCAGGACUGGCGUGACACCCUUUUCUAUGGAGUCUUCACUUCCCAGUGGCACAGGGGCACCACAGAGGGCUCUGCCAUCUGUGUCUUCACAAUGAAGGAUGUGCAGAGGGUCUUCAAUGGCCUAUACAAGGAGGUGAACCGUGAGACACAGCAAUGGUACACUGUGACCCACCCGGCACCCACACCCCGCCCUGGUGCGGUGAGUACUGGCUGCUGGGAAGAAAGAGAAGAUGGGGACAGCUUGAGGCUCUGUCUAAAAAAAAAAAAAAGUAGCAGGGUGGGGGGAAGGCAUGUGGCUGGUGGAUCCCGAGUCGCAGUCCCACCAGACCCUGAGUCCUUGUACAUUUCAGGUGAUGGCCGACUCCACAAGGCAGUGAGCCUGGGCCGCAAGGUGCACAUUAUUGAGGAGCUCCAGAUCUUCUCACCAGGAGAGCCUGUGCAGAACCUGCUCCUGGACACCCACAGGGGCCUACUGUAUGCUGCCUCAUACUCGGGUGUGGUCCAGGUGCCUGUGGCCAACUGCAGCCUGUACCAGAGCUGUGGGGAUUGCCUCCUCGCCCGUGACCCCUACUGCGCAUGGGGUGGCUCCAGGUGCAGGCAUGUCAGCCUCUACCAGCCUGAGCUGGCCUCUAGGCCAUGGAUCCAGGACAUCGAGGGAGCCAGUGCCAAGGGCCUCUGCAAUACCUCUCUGGUCAGGCCUCGGUCUUUUGUACCAACAGGCGAGAAGCCUUGUGAGCAAGUCCAGUUCCAGCCCAGCACAGUGAACACCUUGGCCUGCCCUCUCCUCUCCAACCUGGCAACGAGGCUCUGGCUCCACAACGGGGCCCCUGUCAAUGCCUCAGCAUCCUGCCGUGUGUUGCCCACGGGGGACCUGUUGCUGGUGGGCAGCCAGCAGGUGCUGGGGGAAUUUCAGUGCUGGUCGCUAGAGGAGGGCUUCCAGCAGCUAGUGGCCAGGUAUUGCCCAGAGGUGGUGGAAGACAGGGGGGAGCAAACAGACCAGGGUGGCAGCGUGCCCGUCAUCAUCAAUACAUCUCGUGUGAGCGCGCCAGCCAGUGGCAAGGGCAGCUGGGGCGCAGACAAGUCCUACUGGAACGAGUUCCUGGUGAUGUGUGCACUGUUUGGGCUUGCCGUGGUGCUUCUCUUUUUAUUCUUCCUCUACCGGCACCGUGACAACAUGAAAGUGUUCCUAAAGCAGGGUGAAUGUGCCAGUGUGCACCCCAAAUCCCGUCCUGUGGUGCUGCCACCUGAGACCCGCCCCCUCAAUGGCAUAGGACCCCCAAACACCCCACUGGACCACCGGGGCUAUCAGACCCUGUCGGACAGUUCCCCAGGGCCCCGAGUCUUCACUGAAUCAGAGAAGAGGCCACUCAGCAUCCAGGACAGCUUCGUGGAGGUAUCCCCAGUGUGCCCCCGACCCCGGGUCCGCCUAGGCUCUGAGAUCCGUGACUCUGUGGUGUGAGUGUUGACUUCUGGAAGUGGCUGCCUUGACUUUGGGGCUCAAAUACUCAGAGGGGUCUGCUGGACCUGCACACUCUCCUUCGUGGAACACAGCGUGAUGCCAGCUGGCCUGCUGCUCUCCAGCCAAGUAGGGUGGUUCCUCCAGCCAGGCCAUUGUGACCCAAAGGUCCUGGCUGCAGCUGGAGCCUGAUAAGGGACAGAACACUGGUCCUUAUGUAAACUGAGCCCUUUGUUUAAAAACAAUUCAAAAUGUGAAACCAGAGCAAGAAGGAAAAGACAUAGCACAGAACUCCACAUACACAGCCGCUCCAGUUCUUAGCCUCCUAGCCUUGUGACACCCAGGGAUGUUGGGGGCUUAUGUAAGGUGGUGUUCAAGGCACUUGGAAACCCCUCACCAACUGGCCUCUCCAACCUUCUGUUCUAUCCUGCUGUUCGGGCCACCUUUUCCAGCUUCAGAGCCAAGGGCUGGCCCAGGCUCAGUGGGGCCAGCCUUGCUAGCCAGCUGAGGAUAUAGUUGUGGCCAUCAUGCCACCACCUCAGGGACCAGUCAUGCUAGGCUGGCACAGCAGCCCUCACCAGACCCUGGGCUCAGCCCAGCUCCCGGACCCUUCCAGCCUGUAUCAGGCUGUGGCCACAUGAGCUAGAGGACAUUGUGAGCCCAGGGGAGAGUUGAUGAUAGCAUACAGCUUUCCCUCAGGAUUCAAGGAGACUGCCACCUGCCUUCCUCCACCUCAGCAUCAGAACCUGUGUCCAUUCUCCCUACAGCCACCCUGGCCUCAUCUUUUGAACUCAAGACACAGGGAACUCACUAUACCCUAUCUCCUUCCUAGUUCCCCUUACCCUUUGCCUCCACUCUAAGGGAUAGUAACACUGCCCAGCACAGGGCCCCUGAAUUUAUGUGGGUUUUAUAUUUUUUUAACAAGAUGCACUUUACUUUUUUGUUUUUUAAUAAAAUCUGAAAAAUUAUUGUU